Postia placenta MAD-698-R-SB12 is the source of this 1413-nucleotide messenger RNA. RefSeq lists its product as hypothetical. The transcript has 11 exons. Bases 1 to 1413 code for a protein of 470 amino acids. Lineage: Eukaryota; Fungi; Basidiomycota; Agaricomycetes; Polyporales; Adustoporiaceae. The record is from RefSeq and is a predicted model, not a curated record.
AUGUCCUCCGACGCAUUCACAUGGUUGGGCGAUUGGCUUCAAGGUAGCACGAGCACGAGCGCAGAGGAAGAAAUAUCUCUCACAGCAACUCCUGCAACUUGUCAAGAGCAUCACAAUGAGUCAGACGCACCCGGAUGUGAUGGGGACCUUGAGGGUCUCUUUACUGAUUUUGAUUGGGACUUGUCCCCCCGUGGAUCGCGAGAGCCCCCCAGCUCUGAGGACCUCGCCACAAAGGAAGCCACCAUAGGGAUCAACCCUAUGGACUCACUCCUCUGGCGCAGGACCUUCACUACUACGCAAGCUGGAUCCACCAGUGCUACACUGCACAUUUAUCGCACGUUCCGCUACAGGCAGGAAGACGGUAACACCAAUUACAUCAACUACGGCAACGACGACGACGUCUUCGACGCUCCAGCACCGCGCGCUCCUCGUCACAAGAAGCCCCGCUUCGGUACACGCAAGAAUGUCAUUCGCCUUCCGUGGUCCGCAGACGAUCUUGAACGCAUUGCGCUGACCUGCGCGGGUUGGACAAGAGCAGAGUUGACAUUAAGCGGUGGGAGCGAGCAUAUUGAGUUAGGGAGAUCAAGCGUUGUCACUACAAGGUGUAUCACGAACAUUAGACAUACCGUGUACAUCCUUACGAUGUAUGUGGCGUGUAGCGAGGGCCAGUAUAAUCUGUUGCGCCUUGGCUCUUUCCCGUCGGAUGACUCGCUGUUUGGAGAUGUGGCAGAAAUUUGCUGGCACGAUUGCUACGACUUCUGCCGUGUGUUCUCACAGGACAAUGGGGCAAAAUGGCCCCACACGACAGAAGCCAUUUCAUUGGCCGAGCGCGCGCAGCUUUUAGGAUGGGACAGAGAGCAUCCGCCGCUCUCAACCUUCCAGCCACGGCACCCCCCAAAGCCACAUCCGUGUCCAGAUUUUGAGCAAAACAAGAUGUCCCAGCAAAUUGAACUCCCGGUGUUUGUUGCUCAAUAUAGCAACACGCAAGACACUGCCUGGCACUGGGAGAUUGUCGUCAAAACAAAUCCUUGGGUCAAAGGUACCGGCCAGGCUGUCGGGGAGGCCUUUCACAUCAAGGGCGCGACUCAGGCUAUCUUCACCUACGAGCGGAAGCAAAACGUGAAGUAUGGCUCCCCGUCAUCGUUCAAGGGAUGUGUGCUCGUCGGCCACAUCAAUGCGACGGCUCUGGACGCGGCGGACCAAUUGCUGAGCACGGUACCCAUUGUCAACGGCAAUCAUAACUGGAACUGCCAGAACUGGGUGGUACUCGCCAUCUCUGCGCUGGAAAACCAAGGGAGGGCGUUCUUCAAGCUGAAGAAGGGCAGGCCAGUCAAGCAGGUGGACCUGCUUGCGAAGAUGGUCCCGCUGGCCACGGCUUACGAUGCUGUGGUCCAAUCUGAGGACGAGCUGUGA